CUUGCAAUUGCCUGGUGUCAGCAGAGUCGUCUGUUAGCCCAUAACUUCCAUGCUCCGAGGAUGGCGGGGAAAUCUCCAAUACCGUUCUCCAAACCCAAGGUUGAGCUUCAUGUGCACCUGGAUGGAGCCAUAAGACUUAAGACUAUUUUGUACUAUGCAAAGAAAAGGAAAAUCCAAUUGCCAACAGAAAAUGAAGAUGAGCUUCAGAAACUUAUAUCCUGUAGCAAACCAUCAACUCUCACUGAGGUUUUGUUAAAGUUCAGCCACUAUAUGCCUGUGAUUGCUGGUAGCAGAGAAGCUAUUCAGCAAAUAGCUUAUGAACUUGUGGAAGACAAAGCAAAUGAAGGAGUAAUAUACUUUGAAGCUAGAUACAGUCCACAUUAUCUGGCGAAUUGUAAUGUUCAUCCUAUUCCAUGGGGACAUUCGGAGGGUGAUCUAAGUCCAGAUGAAGUUGUUAAGAUAGUCAAUCAGGGUUUUCAGAGAGGGCAGCAGGAUUUUGGCAUCAAAGUGAGGUCAAUUCUCUGUUGCAUGCGCCACAUGGAAGCUUGGUCUACUGAAGUUGUUGAACUUUGUAAGAAGUAUGAAAACGAUGGUGUGGUGGGAAUUGACCUAGCAGGAGAUGAGUCCAUGGACUGCAAUUCCUAUCCAGGUCACGUACAAGCAUUUGAGAUGGCUGUGAAAUAUGGUGUUCAUCGUACUGUCCAUGCUGGAGAAGCUUCACCUCCACAAGUAAUUCGUGAGGCUGUGGAACUUUUAAAGGCUGAAAGAAUUGGCCAUGGAUACUCAAUAAUUAAGGAUCCCUUGCUCUAUAAGGAAUUACUCCUCAAGCAAAUCCACUUUGAGGCAUGCCCCUGCUCAAGUGUUCUCACUGGAGCUUGUGAUCCUGACUACACAAAGCAUCCAAUUGUUACAUUCAAAAGAGAUAAAGCAAACUUUUCGCUCAAUACAGAUGACCCAUUAGUUUUCAAUUCAACAAUACACACUGAUUAUAUCAUAGCCGCAGAGUACAUGAACUUUUCAGAAGCAGAAUUCAUGGCAAUGAACCUUAAUACUGCUCGCUCUAGUUUCCUCCGGUCAGAAGAGAAGGAAGAACUCCUUCAUCAGCUGUGUAAGGCAUAUGGAAUGGAAUAACAAAAAGCAUGUUUUACUUUAAAGUUUAUUAGAGAUAUUAUCCAGUGUUAAAAGGCAACAGAUAGUAUUGACUCCAAUCAGGGUAUUGUCUUGCUCUUCAAAGCAUUCUCCAUUGUUUAAUGAUAACACAUUUAAAGUGAUUGAUACUAAUCCCUUACUUUAUGUAAUACUAAACAAUAACACAUGAAUAACUAAAAGACAUACACAGGAUGAUUUAGAUGCCUAUAAUCAUGACUGAUGAAUUUAUCAAUUGACUGAGAUUAAAGUAUCAGAAUUGACAGCUUCCUGUAGCAAGAGUAUGUUAUCUUAAUUCUUUAGGAUUGCUAGAUUGGAUUAAAGAUAACCCAUUUUCUCAUGGAGGAGAGGGAACUGGUCCAUGUGAACGCUUCCCGAAGUUUAAUGCAUCAAUCUCAGGAAGCUAGAAAAAAGGCUCACAGCAAUGACAGAAGUUUCAGAAAACUGAGACUUCGUGACAGUUAAUUGCAAGGUACCAUUAACUGCUUGAUUUGCCUGCUGAUAUAAUGCUAAUGUUAUUUUAUCAUUUCAACCCUGUUUAAAUAGAUUGGUCAGAUAAUAUAAAUCUCUUGAAAUUUGAGCAUCUUUCAAAGAAGCCAAAACAAUACCUUGAGGAAAAAAACCGAAAGUGUUAGAAAUCUGAAAUAAAACAGAAAAUGCUGGAGAUACUCAGCAGAUUAAGCAGCAUCUGUGGAGAGAGAAACAGAAUUAACAUUUUGUGCCAAUGACCUUUUAUCAGAACUGGAAAAGUAGCAAACAGACAAAGAGAGGGUGAUAAAUUCCUGUUGAUCAAAGCGAAUCUGCCUGGAGGAGAAUAAUUAGAGGGAGAUGAAUAAGAGCAGUGGAGAAAAAGAAACAAAACAUACUGGAACUGUGAGAUGCUGAGCAUAGCUGUUGUGGAACUCUGAAAAAGAGAAUGUUCGAAAUACGCAGCAGAUUUGGUAGCAUGUAAGGAGAAAGAAAGCUGAGUUAAUGUCACAGGUGACUUGAAUAGGAAAUACUGGCUAUUCAUGUCCUUUGAAAUGAAUAUUGAUCCUGAAGCCUACAACAUGUCUAAAACAAAAGAUAACUUAACUUUCAGCUUCAUUGGAAUAGCAUAGUAGGGCAAAUACAAAGAGGUCAGGCUGGACAAAUACAAGUGACAGGCAAUUGGAAGCUCAGAGCUGCCCUUGCAGACUGAAUGGAGGUUACACCCCACUCCCAUUCUCCAGCAUUUUCUGUUACUAUCUUGAGCCAGUUAUUUUUAUGAGUUGCAGCCUAUACAGCUUUCAUUACUAUUUCCAAAAGCUAAUACAGAGAAAAGUAUUGCAUUUAGUAGCAUUUAAAGUAUCAUCAGUAAUUUAAACACAGCUAGUGUGCUAUAUUGGGAGCUUAGAGACUAGGAAAAAUUUCUCACAAGUUAAUGGUACUCUGAGGUUUACUUCCAUUAGUGGAAUUCAUGGGCCUUCUAAGUUUGAUUAAUGGUUUUUUUCUUGGAGGUGCACUUGGACAGUGCAUCCUCUUGAAUUUUUGGAGGAAUGGAACUCAUCAGGGGAGCUUGCAUUGCAUGGGUGUACAUGAGUAGGCUCCAGACUGUUUGUUACUUUUUAAAUUCCAGGUAGAAUGCAUAUAAUUUCUUGUGCCUGGGACAACUCCCAGACCUGUCCCUACCCUACGUUUGAUUUGCAGGGAGCAUUGCUCUGGCACAGCAGGAGGAAGCACUGUUUGCUGUUUCAAAAGGGAUUUCCUCUUUUUGGGAAAACUCAGCACUUAAAAGCUAUUUCCUGCUGUAUCAGAAACCAGUUAUACUCUCAGUUGUCCAGAAAAGUUGAACAAAGGGACAAGGAUAGAAUGUUUAGAGAACCCCUCCGGAGAAACUAUUUUGAUUGGUGUCGAGGACUCAGCUGUUAAGUAUCUGAGAAUAAAGUAUUUUGUUACUCAGUGCCUAGAAUUUGUGUUUGAUGUUCCUUCCCUUGGCCUGGACAGGAAUUUUUUUUUUACAAAAUAAACUUUAUUCAUAAUAAAAGACAAGCUAUAUACAAUUACAAAACAGUGCAAGCCUUUACAUUCUUGUACAGAUCAUUCAUUAGUGUUGCCUUUUUAUAGAGAAAAACAGCACCAAUGCCACACGUGUGGCUCCCUGGAAACUACCCGGUCCCGUAUUUACAAUAUUUAGGGUUCUUUCUCCCUGACCCCGCCCCUCCCUCUCCAGUGGCAGAAGAACCCUAAACUGUAGUCCUUCCCCACCGAGCCUUUGCGUUAGCUGUGCCCAGCUUCAGUGCAUCCCUCAGCAUGUACUCCUGCAGCCUGGAAUGUGCCAGCCGGCAGCAUUCCCCUACGGACAUCUCGCAGUGCUGAGACCUGAGGCUCAUCUUGGUUGGUGCUCUGCAAUGGUCUGAUGAAUGUGAGCAUGGGUUAGAUCCCUGACUGAUUCUACUGAUGGCACCUUUUAGGAAAGGCAGAGUCCCAGUGAUUAUUAUAAGCUUGAUCUACUGGAAGUUUAUUCAUGUUGGGAUAUGAGCUCUCCUCAUCAGUCAACAGCAUGUAACAUAAUAUGAAAUUCAAAUAUUAUAAUUUUGGUAGCUGAUUAUGAUGUAAUGUUAGUUAAUAUGCGUAUCUCUGUUGAUUCAUUGGUUUAAUAAAUGUGAAGCAUUUUGAAAAACUCA
Pristis pectinata (smalltooth sawfish) is the source of this 3791-nucleotide messenger RNA. RefSeq names its product adenosine deaminase-like. Gene Ontology annotation, molecular function: adenosine deaminase activity. Gene Ontology annotation, biological process: hypoxanthine salvage; purine ribonucleoside monophosphate biosynthetic process; adenosine catabolic process. The record is from RefSeq and is a predicted model, not a curated record. The coding region runs from base 61 to 1131 and encodes 356 amino acids. Gene Ontology annotation, cellular component: cytosol; external side of plasma membrane. The transcript is spliced from 11 exons. Lineage: Eukaryota; Metazoa; Chordata; Chondrichthyes; Rhinopristiformes; Pristidae.